Molecule: messenger RNA, 9978 nt
Organism: Xyrichtys novacula (pearly razorfish)
Lineage: Eukaryota; Metazoa; Chordata; Actinopteri; Labriformes; Labridae
Source: the annotation of a GenBank genome assembly
AAGCGCCCGCGAGAUUACAACCCUGGCCUCUCCUAAUACUAAGUGAAGAACAGUUCAAUGUAUCGACUUUAUUUUAUUUUGAAAAUUGACCGGAUAUUUUACUUUGUAACCACAUACAACUUCAGCUUUGAUCCGCUUUGAAUUGAUGUGCCGUGCUUCGGCGUCCGGCAAAAAUAGAAGCCUUGCGGAGCCGGAUGGCGGACCGAUUCUGUGGAAUCACACACAUUGAUUAUAAUGCUUGCGUAUUUGAUCCGCCUGCUGGCCAGAGUGGAACAGAGCCAUUCCGGAUCUUGGGGGUUUUAGCCGUAAUGCUGCGUUCGAGUUACCUCGGAAGUCAGAUGUCGGAGCUGAAAAUGACGUCGCACCCGAGUUCCCAACAUUUCAGUUACAAAGUCGGAAAAAAGCAAAAUCGGAGGCCUGAGACAAAAUGGCGACAUCUACGAAAGUUACUUUAGUGCUUGCCUUGUCUGAAUAUAAGGCAAGCGCUAAAAUAACUUUCGUAGAUGUAGCUGUUUUGUCUCAGGCCUCCGAUUUUGCUUUUUUCCGACUUGGUAACUGAAUUGUUGGGAACUUGGGCGUGACGUUAUUUUCACUUCCGUGGUAACUCAAAUGACGCAUUACGGCCUGUUUUUAAUUUAUUGAUUAUUAAUUCUGUCUAUCAGGAUCCAUCAGACCACAGCACAGUUCCCCCCUCAGACCUCCUUAAAUGGUCUCAGGUCCAGAAAAGUCUCUGGUGGUUCUGGUUCUAUCUGGUCUCCUCUCAUUAGUAGAUGCAGUGAUGGACUGAGUGAUUCUGAGUCCAUGCGGUGAUUUCCACUCCAGAGUCUGUUCUGGUUUUAAGUUCCUGAAGAUCAGAACCAUCCAGUCCUGGUUUUUUAUAACAUUACAACUUUUUACUUGUUUGGUUUUUACUCUAUCAGAACUUUUUUAAAUCAAGAUCAAGAUUUUUCAAAAAACAAUGAAAUGUUUCACUUUUAAUAUUUAAAUGUUUUUAUUUUUGCACCAUUUUCAGCUGAAUAAAUGAUUUACCAUCAUUAAAACACUUAACUCUGUUUUCAAAACUUUUUAAUCAGGGUUAUAAAAUAGUCCAUCAUGACAAACUUACGGCGGCUAAGAACUGCCACUGCUGCAAAUAAAAAAAGAGUGCAAAAACAGAAGCCACAACAAAGGUUACUGAUGCAAAAAAAAAAGUUACUGCAAGAAAAAAAAAGGAUGGAAAUAAAAAAAAACAAUGUGUGCUGCAGGGGACCAAUGAGAAGAUGAUCAAAGACGUAAGUGGAAAGGUUAUUUUUUAAUUUCACUAAGUAACUUUAUUUUCCAUCGCCACUUUUUUUGCACCAUUCACUUACAUUGCAGCUUUUUUAUUUGUAUCCUUUUAGUUUUGCAGUAAAAACCUUUUUUUUUUUUUGCAUCGUUACCGGCACUGUUUCUUUUUUCUUUUUGCAUCGGUAACUUCCAUUGUGACACUUAUUUUGCAUUCUUUAAUCUUUGCGGUAAGUAGCUUUUUUUUUUUCCAUCGCCACCUUUUUUUUGCGUCAUUAACUUCCAUUGUGGGUUUUUUUUUAAUUGAACCGUUUCUUUUUUUUGCAUUGGUAGCUUUUUUUUUUUCCUUUUAUUUUCACAGAGAGUAACUUCUUUCUUUUUCCCAUUGCCACUUCUUUUUUGCAUUGUUAAUCUGUUAUGGCUUUUUUUAUCAGCACUGUUUUUUUGUUGUUGUUGUUUUGUUUUGUCUUUUUUGCAGCCGGCUUUGGUUUCUUCUUUUUAUUUUAUUUAUUUACAUCAGUAACUUUAGUUGUGACUAUUUUUUUUUUUUUUUUUUUUUGCUUUAUUUUUUAAAUUUAUUUAUUUAUUUUUUGCAGCAGUGGCGGUUCUGGGCCACCGUACAAACUGGCUGUAACCACUCGAAAUAACGUGAUAAAUCAUUUGGUGGAAUAAAUUAAUGUAGGUCCACUCUGGGCCUCAAAUCAUAGAUGCCGUGAUGCAGUGUUUCCUCCCGGACAUUAUUCUUAGUUGCACCCAUCUUUUGACUGUCAAUGCGAACCUGCGUUAUAAAUAUCGUGUAAUAAUCGCAUCUUUACGUGACAUCCGAACAUGUAUUACUGGAUGAGGAGAAGCAGCGGCGGUUCGGAGACUCUGGACGGGCCCGGAAACAUGUCUAAAGCGGAGAUACUAAGAGGAAUCAUCACCGAGAAACUGUGCACGGCCGCGCAGGAGAUCUUAGCCGUGGUGGAGAGAACCGUGUCCGGGUACGAGGAGGAGGCGGCGGGGCUGAGGCAGGAGAUAGACCGGCAGAGGAGCCAGCUGGAGGCGGUCCUGCAGCCCCGGGUCUCUCUGGAGAAACAAGGUUCGAGUCCGGACGAGUUUAGAGGGAGAGCUAACCUGGUGUAGUUCCGUUCAGUAACAGAACCUCAUUGGAAAAUUAGCUGAUUUAACUUUACUGUGCUCUUUUUCAGAUAUACUAACUUGACAGCACAUUAAUCCAUACCUGUUAACAAAAUCAUGAUUUUAUUGAUAAUUCGGCUCAAUAAAAACACCUUUACCUUUUCAUUUUACUACAGUAGAAGUUUAUUGGCCCAGCUUAUAGACUACAGAAGUGGAGAAACGCCCCCGCUUAAGUUUAUGUUUUCUUAGGAGUUAGAACAAGGUGUCACUGAAUAUCAAACAGAUAUUCACAGACAAGAAUAUCGUUUUUAUUAAUACCAUCUUCAGUCUUAUAUAUUUAAACAUGCAGGUAUUCCAGGCAGAGAUAGGGAAGUGAAACAGAACUCAUGUAAAUGUACAGAUACGGUGGUCGAGAACCGCCACUGCAGCAAAUAGAGAAAGAAUGCAAGAAAAGGGAAGUUACAACAGCAGUCACUGAACCUAAGCCCGCUGCAAAUAAAGAAAGAAAUGGUGCAGACAAAAAAAAAAGCCACAACGGAAGUUAACAAAGCAAAAAAAAAGGUGGCGAUGCAGAAAAAAAGUUACUUACUGCGAAAAUGAAAGGAUGCAAAAAAAACAAAGCCACAGCGGAAGUGAGCUGACAGGGACCAAAAAUGACAAUGCCUAGAUCAAAAAACUCUGGUGCAUCAUCUUUAUUGGUCCCCGUUGUGUUUUUUUUUUUUUAAUUCUUUUUUUCCAUUGCCACUUUUACAUCGGUAGCUUCUGUUGUGGCUUUUUUUAAAUAAUUUUUUUAUCUGCACCAUUUAUUUAUUUAUUUAUUUAAUCUGUUGCUUCUGGUUUUUUUUUUUCUUUUCUUUUUUUAAUCUGCAUGUUUUUUUGUUGUUGUUUGUGUUUUUUGCAUUGGUAACUUCUGUUAUGCUUUUUUUUUCAUCUAAUUUUUUCUUUUGGCAUUGAUAACUUCCUUUGUUUUUUUUGUGUUUUUUUUAACUUUAAUCUACACUUUUUGCAAAUUUUUUUGCAUUGGUAACUUCCGUUUUGAUUGUUUUUAAUUUUCUCUGCACCAUUUCCUUUUUCUUUGCAUCAAUAACUUUCUUUUUGUGUUUUUUUUUUUAAUCUGCACUUUUCUUUUUGCAUCGGUAACUUCUGUUUUUUUUUUUUUUUUUUUUAAUCUGCAUUGUGUUUUUUUUUUUUUUUUUGGCUUCGGUAACUUUCCGUUGUUGCCUUUUUUUUUUUUUUUGCAUUCUUUUUUAUUUGCAGCAGUGGCAGUUCUUGGCCACCGUAACAGAUACUUAUAACUAACAAAAAAUGUUAAUUUUUUUAUAAACAAUUUUCAGUCUUUUGUCUGCAAACAUGCAGGUAUUAGAGUCAGAGAAUAAAAGUGAAACAGAACUCUUUUUUAACGUACAGAGAUAUAAAAAAACAGUAAUUUAAAGUUGAUUUUCUGUAUCUUUUUCUGCUCGUGUUAAACCUCUUCAUGGUUGUAAAAGUUCAUUAAAACAUGAAUUUAUAUUAAAGAUAUCUGUCCGACGUUCUUUGAUUUUACCUGAAAAAUAUGAAGCUCUGAUCCAAGAUGAAGAAGAAGAUCAUGAGGUGGUCGUUCUGAGUGACGGCGUGGAGGAGGAGCCGACACAGCAGACGGGUAAAUAUCAAACCUUUAUACUCAUCGAUUUAAUGAAGGAGGUAAAAUCUGCAUAUUUUUGAACUACGUUUGGUUGAGGACUCCAUGGCUUCUCCUCUAUGCAGAUGACAUGAGGGUUUAAAUUUUUCGGCGUUUCAGCCUGUUAAAAAUCCAACAUCCUAAUGAAAGUAUGACCUCUGACCCCACCUCUGUCCAGGCUACGAGGACACAGGAAGUCUCGGUAUGUGGUACCAUGAAGAUGAAGAUGAUAUUGAAGACGAAGAGCAGCAGAUUCCAGCUCAUUUAACGACUCCGAGAAGUGGGCGGAGACGAGACGACCUGAAGGACCCGGAUUUUCAGAUUACGCCGAGGUGACCAUGACCAUGUCGGGUUUAUCACGUUAGCUUAUAGCAUCCUAGCUAGUUCAAUAAGACGUGUGUGACAGAGAAAAACAGCUGUUAAAGUUUGUUGUUUUGAAACCUGCUCACACUUUUUUGUCCUGUGGGUUAAUUUUUCCCAGAGUUCACUCUGGCAGGAGGAGGCCUGGCAGACCCCGACUCAUCGACUCCCAGAACCACGUAGACCUCAAGAUCCGCAUCCUGGAGAGCUCUCAGAUCGACAUUCUCUCCAACAACGGUCAGACCUCUCUCUGCUGAACGACAUUAACCCCGAUUCCCACUUUCAUCCUGAUCGUCUCCUAAAAGGUCGUAUCCUCCGAUCGUAGCUGAUCGUAACCAUUCAAGUUAACGUGUCAAUUUACACCGACUUCUUUCGUUAUCGCGCGAUUGAACGGGAAUCCGCAGGUUCUUGCGAUUCCUGCUUUCCGUAAUCCGCCACGAAAUUUGCUUUACAAAGGGAUCUUGUAGUAAUUGGCAUAUGGCGAAAAUCGCCGCUGGUCCGGAUGUGGUGGACAUCUGUCUUCGAUGAACACAGGUAUCGAUGAUACUCUUCUUUUAUCGGACACAGUAACCCCGCCGAAGACUCCUCCUCCUCCUCCUGGGGUCGGUGGCGGUGGGUUUGGCUGAGAAAUUAUGCAAAUUAGGCGAUGGCGUCAUCUAGUGACUGAUAGCGACUUUUACGAUGGCCACUAGCGAAAUUUUCUUACUAAGGAGUUGGCAACACUGGCGAGGCGGCCGACGGCGUCCAUUCUAGAUACCGUCGACGGUCCAGACUGGACACUAACCGGAUUUCUUCUUCAUGGAAAUAAAGACACCAGAUCAGACAACUCGUUAUCGCGUGAUUGGACGUGAAUCCGCGGGUUCUUGUGAGUUCUUGCGAUACCUGCUGUCCGUAAUCCGCCACGAAAUUCCCCUCACAAACGGAUCCGGUAGGAAUUUGCGGACGGCGAAAACUGCCAUUCCAGAUGCGGUGGAAAUCCGGGGUCAGGUUCUUAUUUCGAUCUUACCGACAAACCAAACCUCACGUUGGUUUUUGAUUCGUCUUCCAGUGUUCCCUAAAUAUCCGGUCCAGGACCUGCGGUGUCCUCGAGGUCUACAGGAGGCCGACUUCCUGGACCUGCUGAGGUCCACGUUCCCUCAGCUGGCGGGUCAGACGGAUGUAGAGUUUUUCACGUCCGACAGAUCGAAGCGGCUCCUUCCUCUGAGCGCGGAGAGUCUGACGCCUGAGGAGAUCUACAGGAGCAUCAGGCAGAGCGGGACGGGGAAAUCCACCCUCUACAUCCGCCUGAAGGUACCGAGCAACCGCAGCGUGUCUGAACAUCGACGGUUAUAAACGUUUUAAACCUGAAGUUAACCGUUGACACUCGCUCUUGUUCCAGACGGCAGGAGAUCUUCAAGACGUUGACUUCCUGCAGAGACCGGGGAUGUCCAUGUCCAUGUCAGCUGAUCGGACCUUCAGUGGGUGAGCAGAAACACCAGAUUCAAACGUCUCUGGAAUUUACGGGAAACACUUGGUCUGAUCUCGUGUUUCUGCGUUCAGGGCGCCGUCUGAAAAGAGGAAGCGCGGUCGCCCUCGCCUCGGAGAAGAACCCACCCACCACCGUCUCAGAGUCUGCCUGCUGGACGGCGCCUCACAGUCGGACGUCUUCUCCAAAAAAGGUGAACAUCUGACCCAGGAGUCGGACCGGACUUACCGGUCUACUCAAGGUUGUUAACUCGAGACUUUUCUGGUUCCAGACCUCCUGAACUCCCCGAUCCGGGACCUGAGGUGUCCCCGCGGACUGCAGGAGGCGGACUUCCUGGCGCUGUUGAGGUCGUCCUUCCCUCAGCUGUCCAAUCAGAAACCUUUCCACGUCUUCAAGUCGGACCGCAGCAGGAGGCUCCAGCGGAUCCGAGCGAAGGCGCUGACGCCGGAGGAGAUCUACAGGAGCAUGAGGAGCACCGGGGUGGAGAAGUCGCUCCUCUACAUCCGCCUUCAGGUCGGCGGUCCUGAUCCGAGACCUCGUCACUGUCCGAGGUUCCCUGAGAAUCAAAGUUAAAGUGUGUUUGUGUCCGCAGACCGAAGAGGAAGAGGCGGAGCUUCAGAGGAACGAGCCAACCGUCACGGCUUCCCCGUCUGCUGCUGCCGCCGUGGAGACGGAACCUGACGCAGCCGGACUCGGGUCCAGGUAAUCCAGGAGAGCGGUGAUGUGCCUUGGUCAAUCUGCCGAGGGUUAAGUUGGUGUUCGGGUUCAUGUCUCUGUUAAGUGAACGCCAAAUUCACGCCAGAUUUAAAACGCCUCUCUGUGGAGGAGUAACUCUACAUCUCUGCUCCACAGCUCCUCGCCAUUGCCACCGCCGCAGGAAGCAGAGGGAGCUGACGGCGAAGCUGCUGAGACACAGGUGGACUCCAGCGAGGACGACGAGGUCAAAGGCCAAGACGAAGACUGGAACCCCGAUAACAGAGAGUCCACGUCGACGCCACGGGUGUCUCCUGUCCGGGUGGUGGCGGGCAGGAGAAACCCGUGCAAGGUGUGCGGCGUUUGGUACAACGUCCAGAGCAGCCUCAUCAAACACGCCUGGACGCACGUGGACGAGGCGGCGAGCGUGUGCGGCUUGUGCGGGCAGCAGUUUGAGUCCGUGGACCAGCUGAAGGACCACCUGAGGACCUACCAGAAGACUUACAACUGCUCGUACUGCGGGAAGUCCUUCCUCACCGUCGCCGGACUCCAACGCCACACCACGCUGCACACGGGAGAGAGACCCUACAAAUGCGACGUCUGCUCCAAGACCUUCGCUCAAACGCACGCGCUGAGGCUCCACCGCUGGGUCCACGCCGCCGACAAACCGCACAAAUGCGACAUCUGUCAGAAGGCGUUCGGUCUGAAGGCGACGCUCCGCGCUCACCGGAUGACGCACACGAGGAAGGACGGCUACCAGUGCAACAUCUGCGGGAAGACUCUGCGUGACGUGCGGUCUCUGGCUCGCCAUAAGACGACGCACUCCGGAGAGAGGCGGUACGGCUGCGGGGUCUGCGGGAAGCGGUUCAAACUGGCGUACACGCUGAAGGCUCACGAGAAGACGCACACGCGCCGGGAACGACUCUUCCUCUGCCACAUCUGCUGCAAGAGCUUCUUCUCCAACUGCGGUCUGAUGGCGCACAUGAGGACGCACAACAACGUGCGCCCGUUCCCCUGCGUCGUCUGCGGGCGAGGGUUCGUGUCCAAAGGCGAGCUGAAGGUGCACCUUCGAGUCCACACCGGCGAGGCGCCGUACGGCUGCUCGCAGUGCGGACGCCACUUCAAACGGAAGACGCACCUCAACAACCACGUCAGGAGCCACCUGGGCCUGAAACUGUUCGUGUGCAGCGUCUGCGGGAAGGCGUGUUCCCGACAGGAACACCUGACGGUCCACAUGAGGACGCACAACGGCGAGAGACCGUACCAGUGCGGCGUCUGCGACAAAGCCUUCACUCAGGGUCACUGCCUGAAAACGCACAUGAAGAGUCACCACGGGCAGGACGACGCGCUCCUGAACGCGCCGUCCAACUGAGAGCAACCGAACCGAGACAACGGCGACUGAGGGCAGCGGCGGUUCUGAGUUUGAAAGUCGAGAAUCAAGACGGAAAGAAGAAGAGAAACAGUUCGAGAGUUUGGGUCAAAAACAAAAAAGUGAAAUUAAAAAAAACUUGAUUCGGCAAAAAGACGAUAAUUCGCCGCUCUGAGAUCGUUUUUGAUGGCUACGACAAAAAAUGAAAGUUCGAUUUGGUUUGACGGUCGAGGAGAGUUAAGACUUUUUCGGGAUUCAUAUCUGACAAAAGAGACGUGAUGGGGAACCAGACCUGGGACAGACCCGGACCGCUCUGUUCCGACAUCUGUCCAGAACUUUAAAAAGUCGAACUGAAAACGAACAUUUGGAAACAUCGAGAACAAAUCACAAACUAAUCAGUUUAAUUCUUUAUCUGUGAAAAAGUUUGAGUUUUGGCCGAAGAGAAGAGAGAGAGAGAGACCGAGGUUUGUUCGUAGAUUUUAGAUUUUGAGGAUGUAAAAACUUUUUAUUUUAAAGGGAUAUUCCGACGUCAAAUUAAGUUAGGGUCAAACACAGAGUCAGACCCCCCCCUCCAGAGAUGAAUGUUGUCGACCGCUUGCUUCUCUAGUUAUACCAACUUUAGUAACGACCGCAGGAUAGAAAUACAGAGAGGUCUGAGGAGCCAUAAACAAACCUCAACCAAAGGUGUUUUUAUUGAGCCGAAUUAUCAAUAAAAUCAUGAUUUUGUUAACAGGUAUGGAUUUAUGUGCUGUCGAGUUAAUAUAUUUGAACAAGAGCGCAGUAAAGUUAAAUCAGCUAAUUUUCCAAUGAGGUUCUGUUACUGAACAGAACUACAGCAUGUUCUACUGAGGUUAGUACAUAUAGGGUCACAGACAUAGUACUAGACACCAAACAUCUUUUUAACUUUGACUCAUUUCUUUAGCAAAGAGACUAAACACAACUCACCUACUCUCUUCCAGCAGACGCUUGUUUGUAGUUAGACCUCAGGCCAGUCCAUUACGGACUACAGCGGGGUGCCGCAGCUCAAGGAAGAACAUUUAUGAUCAUUUCUUCAUCAUUUCCUUGAAGUAAUAAUCACCAUAUUAAUCAUUUUACAGACGCGGUAGUUCUUCUGCCUUAGCGUCUCAGUCUGAUUGUAUUUCCAUGAAGAAAUGAUCAUAAAUGUUCUUCCUUAAGCUGCGGCACCCCGCUGCACUUAGGGAUCUACUGGUCAGGGCUCCCCUACAAAGAAGCAUCUGCUGGAAGAGAGUAGGUGAGUUGUGUUUAGUCUCUUUGCUAAAGAAAUUACAGUAGAACAUGGUGUAGUUCCGUUCAGUAACAGAACCUCAUUGGAAAAUUAGCUGAUUUAACUUUACUGUGCUCUUGUUCAAAUAUAUUAACUCAACAGCACAUAAAUCCAUACCUGUUAACAAAAUCAUGAUUUUAUUGAUAAUUCGGCUCAAUAAAAACACCUUUACCUGGUUAUCUGUAUUGCUAUCCUGCGGUCGUUACUGAAGUUGGUAUAACUAGAGAAGCAAGCGGUCGACAACAUUCAUCUCUGGAGGGGGGGUCUAACUCGGGGUUUGACCCUAACUUAAUUUUACGCUGGAAUAUCCCUUUAAAGCUGCUGUUAAUAAUCUCAUAUCCACAAGAUAAAGACUCGAGUUCACCCGAUCACUUCAGGGGAAUCAGGAGGGUCGGUACAUUUCAGUUACUUACGAACUUUUUAUUUACUCUGAUCCGUCGCAGUCGGCAAACGUCCCUGCGCCGACGAUGACAGAGCUGUUUGGUUUUCAUGUACAGAAAUGUGUUUUCACUUUUUACAGUUUGAUAAAAAAACUUUCUCUGUCUUGUCGACGCUGCAUUUAGGGCCAGAUGGAAUUUCCACGACUCUUAAAAAGAUUCCGUCAGUUUGAGCGUGACGUUACAAAGUUCGGUUCUGGUUUCCUGGUCCUGAAUGCAGCUCAUGGUUCUUCUUGACAUCCUUGUUCGCUGUAAUCCGAAGAAACCCGUUUGUUUGUCGUGUUUCCUUGUGAACGACUAGAAUAAAAGUCACUCUGGGGAAAAAAAAAA